Molecule: messenger RNA, 2946 nt
Organism: Rotaria socialis
Lineage: Eukaryota; Metazoa; Rotifera; Eurotatoria; Philodinida; Philodinidae
Source: the annotation of a GenBank genome assembly
AUGUCAUCGACAAACGGGAAGGAUCAAUACAAAAACGAGCUCAGGAAGCAAGACUCUGACAAAUAUCUAAAUGAGACAGGAAAACGUGUUACUUGUCGAUUGCAAUCAUCAAAGACCACAACAUCACAAACAAAGAAAAUCACAGAUAGAUCUGCAACAUCAGUAAUAGACGACAUAAGUAGUAUUUUGGGCGAUUCGAGUUCGGAAUCGGAAUCGGAAUCGAGACCAACAACUGCAUCGAAAAAGAAAACCUUAACUCACCGAGAGAUAUUUCAUCAACAACUUAAAAUUGAAAGUAGUUUUCUUGGUUCGAAAUUUUUCGAACAACCAAAAUUUUGUCAUAGUUUAAAAUCUGAAAUGGCAAGAAAAUAUUCAGUUGAGACGAACAUCUCUAAGGUGAAAUACAUAUUAAAUCUCCAAUACCCUAGUUAUAUCAUUGAGUUUCAAAGUGAAAAUGAAAGAAACAACGUUCGGGCAUUAGAAUCAUUACAAGCCCUCCUUGAAGCAGUAGAUACAAAACUGGUCGAAUAUAAUUCAGGGCUUUCAGAAAACUAUCCAGAUUGCACUAAACUUAUUCGAAUGCAUGGUGAACAGUAUACAGAUCUUCACAUUCUAUUUAGCCAUGAAACAAUAGGUAUUCUGAUUAUUUAUUUCAACAAAUUCAAAUCAACCAAACUACAUAACUUGUGUAUUAGUAAUGUUAAUCUUGACGCAUUUAUUAACGAAUUCGUAUAUCUUUAUAUUUCUCUACCGGCCGUUUCUGAUUUAACAACAACUAAUAAAAGUAAUUUAGCACAAAAAAUUCUUAAACUAGAACAUCAAGUACAAUCUCAAAAUAUUGUAAUAAUCCUUAAGCAACGCUGCAUUCAUUUGUUUGGUUUGAUUAACGUAGUCAACGAGGUAGAAAAAGAAAUAAAAAGCAUAAUAAAUGAAUGCAAAUCAACUACGUUUAACCUUAGUUUAGAACCAGAACAGAUAGAAUUUUUACUAGAUAUUUAUCUUGAUGAAUUGAAAGUACUUGAAACUAAUUUUUAUGGUACAAACAUUAUUGAAUCUUUGAGAAAAGGAGAAUUAAUAGCUCCAAGCUAUCUUCAUGAUAGAAUCGAAGAAGAAAUAAUGUCAUUAGCUAGAUUAUGUACACCAAUUAGUUAUGAAAUUCAGGAGAAAGCUUUUGGUUUAAUAGCACUUAGUGAAGAUGCUAAUCUGAAAAAUAUUGCUCGCCAAUACAAAUCUCAAAUCAAAAUACAUGGAGAAACUACCAGCGAUACUUAUAAAAUACCCAAAGCCUUAGCACAAGAUGUUUCGAAUAAAUUGACAGCAGCAGCCAUUACAAUAUACCAGAGUGAUCUAGCUGAAGCGAAAGUCGAUCUUGUAGUUGUCUCGUCGACAUCGGAACAUCUAUGCAAAGGUAUACUUAAGAAAGGUGGAGAAUCUGUAAAGAAGGAGUACCAUACAGCUGUGAAGAGCUCAUCGUCGGGACCUUUUGAAAUCGAUUCAGGAAAUUUGCAGUGUCGAAAACUAUUAUUUUUAACAUGGAAAAUCAAUCAAACUAGUGAUGAAGCAUUCUAUCAAUCGAUUCGAAAUUUUGUUAGUACAGCUGUUCAACAUGCUAUCAAGUUUCAUCAUACAUCAAUUGCAUUUCCAUCUAUUGGUUGUGGUGGCUAUAAUUUCGAUAAGACUGUUGUUGCUCAUGAGAUGUUAACUGAAGCUCAAAGACAAUUAAUAUCGGCUAAUGUUUUGUUAAAAAUAAAUUUUAUUAUCUUACCGAAUGAAACUGAUGUUUUUGGAAUAUUUCAAAGCAAACUAGAAAGUCUUCAAGCAGGACGAGGUACAACAAGACAAGAUGAUCAUAUUACAUAUAAUUUUACAACACUGACAAUCACUAUUAUAUCAAACACUAUAGAGAAACAAGAAGAAUGUAGAAUGGCUUUAGAAGAUUAUGUACAGAAAUCAAUUUCAGUAAGUGAACAGCAUGAUCUAAGUGGGCUAAAAAAAUGGACACAACCAACUAUUGAUUCAUUUUAUAUGUAUUGUUUUCAACGGCUUGUUAUACCAGAAAUGGAUAUUCAUACUGGUUAUUGCAAAUUAUUUGGUUCAAAGGAAUCGGUCAGAGAAGCAGAAAAUGAAUACUAUCGACAACAAACUACACAAAGUGAACAUGCUCGUUUAAUGGUCGUUGCUCGAGAUGUAAUUUGGGCUUUUAAAAAAGAUGAAAAUGAUUGGGAGAAAUUUCCCUCUGAAUUAAAUGCUAGUAUUGAAGAUGCAUUUAUAUCUAAAUUGAAAACGUUCAAGUACACUAACGAUAAGUCUGUAGAAUAUGAAAUUGAUUUCAAAAACUAUCACGAAACGUGUGUAACAACUCAACAGCAACGUGAUAUUAUUCGACAUGGUGAUUUUCGUGUACCACCACAUUGGGAUUUGCAAAUAAAGACUGUUCAGCGAUUUUUCUUAGAUGAGAAUUCACAUGAAUACAAAGAUAUUCGUGAACUAUUCGAUAAGACGAUGGCAAAGAAAUAUACAACAAUAAUUCGUAUAGAACGUAUUCAAAAUAAGCAAUGGUAUACACAAUACAAUUCAUAUAAAAAUUUCUCUGGAAGGGAAGACACAGAAAAAAAGUUAUUUCAUGGCUGUCUACAAGAAUCAGUUAGUCUCAUUGUUAACUCGUUUUUCAAUCGAUCAUUUGCUGGAGUCAAUGGUGUUGUAUAUGGACAAGGAGCUUAUUUCUCAGCAAAUGCAGUCUAUAGUCACGGCUACGCUACGCCAAACCAAUCGAAUGGUGAGCGAUCUAUGUUUGUAGUCAAUGUAAUAGUGGGUAAAACUACUCGAGGAAAUCGUUCAAUGAAAACGCCACCUGCAGGUUUCGAUUCGACUACGGAUGACGAUCAUAUCUUUGUUACAUAUCGUGAUGAUCAAGCUUAUGCAGAAUAUCUUAUUGUGUAUCAUUAA